UAUGCAAAUGCCCGUCCACAAUGAACUAAAAAGGACAUUUCUGCGAGCGUCGAGAACCUUGACCUCCUCAUUAUUCUCCGCCUUGAAGUUCAUUGAAAAGCGACAUUGUUUCUUUAAGAUUUCGCUCGCAGUCAUCAGCGGGUCUGUCCAUUGUUGGAGGGUGAACAGAAAGCGAGUUGAGAUUGAUAUACGGGGGCCGAAGACAAGUGGCGCAUAUCAUCAGCGGACCAGCUGCAGUGCAGGAGGCAGCAGCAGCAGCAGCAGCAGCAGAGCCAACAAGUUCCUGAACGCAUCCUUUUUCUCCAGACAUGGGUUGCUAUGACUGCUGUAUGCGCUGUUUGGGUGGGAUACCAUACUGCUCCCUGGUUGCCACACUGCUGUGUUUCUCUGGCAUCGCCCUCUUCUGCGGUUGCGGACACCAGGCGCUCACGGAGACGGAGAGGCUCAUCGAGACAUACUUCGCCCGUAACCUUCAGGACUACAUCACCCUCGCCUACAUCAUUCAAUAUUUCCAGUAUGUCAUCUACGGUUUGGCCUCCUUUUUCUUCCUCUACUGCAUCGUGCUGUUGGCGGAGGGCUUCUACACCACAAGCGCUGCCAGGCAAACCUUCGGAGAGUUCAGGAGCACCAUGUGUGGCCGCUGCCUCAGCUCCUCGUUUAUCGUGGUGACGUAUGUGCUGGCCGUGCUGUGGCUGAUGGUGUUCGCCUUCGCGGCCCUGCCGGUCUACUUCUUCUACAACAUGAGCGCCACCUGCCACACCAUCGACAUUCUGACUGAGACGCCAGCGAGCAUCAACCAGCUGUGUGUUGAUGCGAGGCAAUAUGGGCUCCUGCCGUGGAACGCAGUGCCAGGGAAAGCUUGUGGUAUAACUCUGUCCACUGUGUGCAAGACCAGAGAGUACCAGAUGACCUAUGACCUCUACAUUGCUGCCUUCGCCGGUGCGGGCAUCACUCUCUUGGCUCUGCUCACCUAUACUGUCUCAACCACCUAUAACUUUGCGGUCUUGAGGUAUCUGGGGAGAAAGGGCAUAAGUGCACGGUGUUAGGCUCGCCAGCUUCCUGUCUGCUCUAUCGUUACUUCACCACCAACCUGGGGAUCUGAAGGGGACGGCAACAACUCUCUUUUCCAUAUCAGCUGCACAGAACUGCCAGUGUUCACGGACUCUUUAAAAGUGUCGUCUUUAUAUUUUUUACUUUUCUCGUUGAGAAAAUUGUUAUUGUUUUGUUUUUUGUUUUUUUUUUCCCUUUUUCUUCUUGUUUUUAUGUGUGUGAGGUUUUACAUGCAGCGAGUCAUCGCUCAAUAUUUCACGUCACCAAAAUAUUUUGUGAGUUAAUGCUGUUGUUGCUUGCUGAGGUUAGUGUCUAAAAUUCAUCUCUGCUUCCAGUUGCACUCAGAACACAAAUAACACACCACUAAAAACUAACAUAUGUAUGAAAUGACCCCCAAAAUUGCAACACAUGUGCAGCUAAAAUGCAGCUGUUAUGGAGUGUGGGGAAUAUAGGUUACCAUGGUUACCAUCCCUCACAUCUGGUUGCCAUGGUGGCAGACAAGCAUGCAUUCGCAGUCUCAUGCUGACCUCAGGACUUUUCUCACGGGCUUGAGAAAAGCCUCAACAAUGGAGUCAUGCCCGUUUUUAAAAGCUAGCCAAUAGGGAGCCAGUGGUGGGGGCCACCUGCGCUAUGAGUCUCUGCCAAGGGUUAUAUUACAUGUCAAGGGAGGGGGUCCUACAGACAAAGAGAGGGUUAGACCUCUCUUGAGCCUCAAUGCAGCUCUUCUAGGACAGCAACCACACACAACAGCAUCCUCAUGCUGCCGCAUGACCCCCAGCUCCCUCUGAAUAAUGGAGACGAUGGAUUCAGAGCAAUGAGACUGAAGGAAUUUUAGAUGAUUUUUGAAUAGUUUCUUUCUAACAAAGGGACAUACUUGUUUAGUUCUGAUCUAGAAAGGUCUGAAAUUGAUUCUCUCAUAAUUUUGAGAUGGGAAAAGCACUAGGUGCUAAUUUAUUGAGUAACCUCAACCUAAAACACAUUGUUGAGGUAUGAGUCCCCCCUGCUGUUAAUGCAUGACUGAGGUACUUUAGAGAUAGGACAGCUUCGUUUGGUCUCUAAUUCUUUAGGAAUUUUGUUGUAGUUAUUGUAUAACACAUCUUUUUUUACUUACUGUAGCUGUAUUUACUACUACUCUUACACUUACUUCGGGGUAU
Messenger RNA from Acanthopagrus latus (yellowfin seabream), 2204 nucleotides. It is a transcript of the gene plp1a, whose product is annotated as proteolipid protein 1a. Gene Ontology annotation, molecular function: structural constituent of myelin sheath. Gene Ontology annotation, biological process: central nervous system myelination; axon development. The transcript has 7 exons. The record is from RefSeq and is a predicted model, not a curated record. The coding region runs from base 309 to 1046 and encodes 245 amino acids. NCBI's taxonomy places the organism in Eukaryota, Metazoa, Chordata, Actinopteri, Spariformes, Sparidae. Gene Ontology annotation, cellular component: myelin sheath; plasma membrane.